This is a messenger RNA of Dioscorea cayenensis subsp. rotundata (Guinea yam), 539 nucleotides long. Its product is annotated as 40S ribosomal protein S24-1. Bases 96 to 512 code for a protein of 138 amino acids. Gene Ontology annotation, biological process: translation. Lineage: Eukaryota; Viridiplantae; Streptophyta; Magnoliopsida; Dioscoreales; Dioscoreaceae. The record is from RefSeq and is a predicted model, not a curated record. The transcript is spliced from 5 exons. Gene Ontology annotation, molecular function: structural constituent of ribosome. Gene Ontology annotation, cellular component: ribosome.
GUGAUCUCCAAGUCUUCUCGCUCGCCGCUCUCUCGCUCUUGUGUGCUCUCGAUCUCCAUUGCACGGAGCCAGCUUGAUCGUGAGAAGAUCCAGCCAUGGCGGAGACCAAAGCCUUCACCAUUCGCACCCGCAAGUUCAUGACCAAUCGCCUCCUCUCACGAAAGCAAUUCGUCAUCGAUGUCUUGCAUCCUGGCAGAGCCAACGUUUCCAAGGCGGAGUUGAAGGAUAAAUUGGCGAAGAUGUACGAAGUGAAGGAUGAGAACUCGAUCUUUGUGUUCAAGUUCAGAACGCACUUUGGUGGUGGGAAGUCAACGGGUUAUGGGUUGAUCUACGACAGUGUUGAAAACGCGAAGAAAUACGAGCCUAAGUAUCGCCUCAUCAGGAAUGGACUGGCCACUAAGGUUGAGAAGUCAAGGAAGCAAAUGAAGGAAAGGAAGAACAGAGCAAAGAAAAUCCGAGGUGUGAAGAAGACAAAGGCUGGAGAUGCUGCCAAGGCAGGGAAGAAGAAGUGAGGUCUCUUCAUCCUUCCAGUGAAGGAU